Parasteatoda tepidariorum (common house spider) is the source of this 4064-nucleotide messenger RNA. Its product is annotated as G protein-coupled receptor dmsr-1. Lineage: Eukaryota; Metazoa; Arthropoda; Arachnida; Araneae; Theridiidae. Gene Ontology annotation, biological process: G protein-coupled receptor signaling pathway. Gene Ontology annotation, cellular component: plasma membrane. Gene Ontology annotation, molecular function: G protein-coupled peptide receptor activity. The record is from RefSeq and is a predicted model, not a curated record.
AAUAAAUACACCUUUUCGUUUACUACGUUUCUUUCAGCUACAGAAACAGCGCCACCUACCGGGCAAACACAACGAAUACAUGAAGAUAUUAUUUCAGAAAGAGAAGUUCUGGCUUACUUUUCCAUUCAAUCACGGAAAGUGCGUAAAAGCAAUUUUCGUUUCAUAGGCGCGCGGAAACAAUUUAUUUAUUUAUUUAAAAAAAAAGAAGAUUAAAUAGAAAAGCGCUCAAAUAUCAACACGUUUCAACUAUUGAUAUUGAUGAAAAGUGAACUAAAUUUGAAAAGGCUAAGUUGAAAAUCACUGAAGUUUCCCGGAAUGGAGAAAUACUUCUGAAACAUAUUGAACCAUGUCUGCUAAGUUUAGGAACAAACGUUGUUUGGAUUAAAAUGGAUUGCCAAAACUUUCUUCAGUAGAUCAUUCCGAUAAUCAGUAUAAACGCACCAUCAUGCUGAAUAUCUCUAAAUCUUUUAAUGAAACAGAUUUCUUUGGAGGAAAUUUCACUUUUCUCAAUUCUUCAGGUGCCGUCUUAGAUCUGAAUGAGCCGGCACCAUAUUAUGGAGAGUAUCUGACAGUCUACAGGAAUGGAUAUGGAGCCGUACAUGGUUACCUCAGUUUCACAGUCUGCUUAUUUGGAAUUACAGCAAAUGUCUUGAAUAUAAUUGUGUUGACAAGAAAAAACAUGGUGUCCCCAACGAACGCAAUCCUGACUGGUCUUGCUGUCGCUGACAUGCUCGUCAUGUUCUCUUAUUUACCAUUCACCUUCCACAACUACAUACGCCAGGAUCUGACCGAGGCGGAGAAGUUCUCGUAUGGUUGGGCCGUAUUUACUCUCUUCCAUGCUCAUUUCACUGUUGUCAACCACACAAUCUCAAUUUGGCUCACGGUGACUGUCGCCAUUUGGCGAUUCAUGGCAGUCAGUUUUCCGGCGAGCAACACAAACCUUUGCUCAAUGCCGAAAGCUAAGUGCGCCAUUAUUGCCACCUACAUAAGUUGUGCUUUGUUCUGCAUCCCUGUGUACAUCACGUUUACAGUGAGUGAGUUCAGAGGCGAUGAGGGCGAUAUCAUGUAUCGAGUGGACUUCAGCGAAAUUGCCCAACAGCACAACAAACUUAUGGAGAGAAUUAACUUCUGGCUGUUCAGUGUCAUCACGAAGCUGGUGCCGUGCGUCGCGCUCACUGCUUUGAGCCUGGGUUUGAUCCGGGUUCUGUACGAAGCUAACAAGAGAAAACAGCGGCUGAAGAAUAGAGUUGAGAGCGACAAAACGCAUGACAGAACAACGCGGAUGUUGCUUGCGGUGCUUCUUCUUUUCUUGCUCACUGAGUUCCCUGCCGGCUUACUCGCUCUUUUAAGUGGAAUAUUGGGAACUGAUUUCUUCAAUCACGUUUACCUCAAUUUUGGCGAGACUAUGGAUGGAUUGGCGCUCAUUAACAGUGCUAUUAACUUCAUAAUUUAUUGUUCCAUGAGCAAACAGUUCAGAGAUACAUUUGCGUUGCUGUUUAUACCUAACUGCAACAAGCAACGAGGUAAAAGUUUACUUUUAGAGCCAUCUAGGUCUGUUGCGACUACUUGCGUGUAAGUUACGGCUAUUCGCACUGCAGGUUUAUUCAAAUCUUGAUUCAUUGUGUUGCACCAAGAAAACAAUUUUAUGAACGGAGAGAAAUUAAAUAAAGAAGAAAACUUCAAUUCUUUCAUGUAAUAAUUUCUCAUGUAGUUUAUCAGUGACGGAAAUAUUACUGUCAUUGAACCACAACUACAGGACUUAAAUGAAACCAACAAUUUCCAAUUUCCUCCAUAAUCAAUUUUAAACAGUUUUUAAGGUAAUCCAAAAUUUGCGAAUUAAAUUUGAUUUUUUUUUAAAUUCAUUGAAAAAGUUCAGACUUUGACAAUUUUAUCAAUCUGCAUUCUACGAAAAAUGUGAAUUCCGAUGAGUAUCUAUCAUAGAGUACAUAUUUACAUUUUAGUGUAAAUUAGGAUAAUGUAGAUGAAUUUUUAUCAGUAUAAUAAAAUAAAAAAAUUAAAAAAAAAACAGCUUUUAAGUUGAAGCUAAUUUAUUCGCCAGUAUUACCAAAGGUGCUCAAUAGUUUUAAGGUAAAGUUGGUAACUCGUAUAUAGUACAUUUAGAAAUUCAUUUUAUAUGAAUUUUCUCAAAAACUGAUUACAAAAACAAUCAUAGAGAAAUAAAUAUUGCAAUAAAACUGAAACCAGAGCUAUUUUCUUUGUGGAUGUUUGCUUAUGCUGUUUCAGCUGCUAAAAUUUCGUCAUUUUUGUUAUGCAUAUUACCUGUUCGCAUUGUAGAGAGACUGUAUAUCCUUCUAAUGAGUAUUCCGUACUGAAGUUACUCAAACCUUCAACUGGGGUUAGACCGCUCAGUUUUAUAAAUCAAAAACGCCUGCGUCCUUCUCAAUCAAUUAGAGAAAGGAAAAGAUUUUUUAGACUGGGAAUAAAGUUCAAAGAGUUUGUUUAUGAUGUUUUGAAAUAUAUUUUAUUUGCCUUUUUAAUUGGUAAGAAUUCAGAACACCGAAGUAACCCGGACAACUGGGGGUAAUUUUGCCCAGUGGAGGUUUUUCCAUUGCAGUUUCUUGAAACUGUUAACAUGUUGUUUUCAUUGUUCAUUACUACCUUUAAACUCAAAUUCCUGUAAAUGCUAUCAUCUUUUCCAAGGUAAAAUGAGGAUUAGUAUACUGAAUUAUUGAAAAUGAAAGUUUACUUAUUGAUUUUUAAAUUUCUAAACACUUGUCAAUUGUUAAAUUCUCUUUAAAAAAAGUUUAAUAAAUAAUUGUUCGCAGAAAUGGUGAAAAGAAAAGAACGUGUUUGCGGGCACGUGCUAUGACUCACGCUGUUUGAAAAAAAAUUGAGGUGUCUGCCACAAAGAAAGAAUUUGCUGCGUUCUUUUCUUUCAUUUCUUUCCAUGCAGAUGGAGAUGCUGGCUUCAUUCAGAAUAAUGAAUGCUGUUCUAAUUCUGUUUGUCGCUAGCUCUUGGAUUGGAAAGUUUCAAGCCAUUAUUGUCACUUAUAUUAAAAAAUAAAUUAGCACAAAAUACUAUUGGACAAGAAAUUUUACAACCAUUAAGUCACUUUAUCUCAAUUUCUGAGUUAUCUUAUCAAUUUCAUCAUCUCCGUGAUUCUUCUUUCAUCGGUAUUGAUUCAUUAUCAUGAGUACUGAUGAUGAUUCAUCAUCAUUGAGGCAUCAUACCUUCUUACUGAACGAUUCUGUCACUCUUUGAGAGUAAAUGAGUGGUGAACGAAGUAGUCCAAUUUUUUCUGUUAAUUUCGUGGUCCAACAAAACAAUGACAAAUAUGUAAAGGUAUAAAAAGUUUCCCAAUCAUAUACCUGCACUGGCUGUACUCUGUGACACAAAUAGAAACAAUGUGAAUAACUUACAAGCUAUUCUUUGACUGGACCGGAUACAUAUUGCAAGUCAAGAAACUAAUAAUAUACAAAACAAGGCAUCGUCAUCGUAGUAAAAAUUUGGAAAGACAUAAAAGUAGGUUUUAUUGGCUAUACAUCGUUCCAGAUAUUAUUAUUAUUAAUUUUAGUUUCUUCGAUGGUUUUAUGUUUCCUCUUAUUUUUCAAUUUAGUACAAACGAAAUCAAAGAAUUAUUUUUUAUUUGAAAUAAAUAAAAAUAGUUCAUUUCCAACCGCAAACAUUAUAAUGAUUGAUCACAUUGAUUUUAUUGAUAGAUAAUAGAUGAACAUAUACUAGUAAACCCUAAAAGAACACCGAGUUUUACUGGAUUGUCCUACAUUGAUGAUUUUCAAAAAUUUAUGACAGGAAAACAAUUAAGGUUUUAAGAAAAAAUCUUGCUUCAAAUUAGUGUCAUAACGCAUAAAUGCUUUAUCCAGAGUUCUUGGCUUUAGUUUAAAAUUUUCAGACAGAUGGCGCUAUUAUGCCUUUCUAUUGAAUUUUCCUCUGUUUCAUGUCGCAUAAAGACAUACAUGUUCGAUUACAAACAAGUGAUUGCGGCUAAUGGAGGGAAUACUUAAUGUGAUUUCCAUUCAUGGAACGGGAUAAAAAAUUGCUAUGGAAUUUUGAGUAGUUUUUCUUUGAUUCACAAGUUUAUUGC